AUCUACUCUUUCUCCGCCACUGCCGCGUGGGUGGAGGCCUCUGAUUGGCCCUGGGAUUUCCACGGCUCUCCAGCGUAUAAAAGCAGAGCCGCCGCCGCCGUUGUUCUAAGCGAUCCAUGGUCGGACAAUCUUCUCGUUGACGCUGGAGAGGGAUAGAACGAAGAAAAAGAUUGCUGGGUCUUGGAUUAGGAGUUUUAGGGUUUUGUAGAUGCAGCAGCAGGCGUAGAGGAGCUCGGGAGUCGCAGUUCGAGGGGCUUAACCCCGUCCUGUUUGACUGUGAAUUCCUUCGCCGAUUGUACGGCUUUUGGACGCGGUGGCCAGCAUCGGAUUCGAAUUCGAGCGCUGCACUGAUUGCGUGGUUGUAUGUUUUCUUCCUUUUUUUUUUUUACUUCCUUUUGCUGUGUGCUCUCGGAGUAGCUGAUGCGAAGUUUCAAUAUCAAGAAAGGUGGUUUGACGGGGAAAAGCUUUAGGGUUUUGUAAUAAUUUGCUGGGGCAAAUGGAGAUUUUUAGUGAGGGAAGGGUCUAAUUGAUCGAUUCUUCUCUCGGAGGUUGUGGUUGACGGGAAAGCUUGUUCUUUCUGAAUAGAUGAGUGAUAAUGAAGAAAGAUGUCUCAGUAAAGAGCUUAGAGUUUCUAUGAAAUAGAGAAAAAAGGCGUUUCUUUGAAAGAAAACCCUACUGUUCUCGUCUCUUUGUGAAGGAUGGAUUGGUUUCAGUUGAUGUGAGGAGCUCAGGUUUGGAUGCUGUACAGAGUUUGGGACUUCGGGUAGGCGACCGUUUUGUGGCUGUGCUUGCCGAAUCAUGAGCUGUAUCGACGACUAUAGAGACAGUAGGAGAGACGAAGAGGAUUUCAGGCGUCCGGGUGGGAGCCAGGUAGCAGCUGAUUCUCUGCCCCUUGGACGGCACUCCUUGGGAGCCAAUGGAAAUUUUCCAGCUGCACAUCUUGAUAUUGAUGAGAAGCUUUUGAUCGACCCAAAGUUACUUUAUAUUGGAGCAAAAAUCGGAGAGGGAGCCCAUGGGAAAGUCUACGAGGGGAAGUACCACAACCAAAUUGUGGCAAUCAAAGUUCUCAAUGGUGGCAGUACUCCUGAUGAGAAGGUAACUCUUCAAGCUCGUUUUAUCCGAGAAGUAAAUAUGAUGUCCAGAGUCCAACAUGAAAAUCUUGUCAAGUUCAUUGGAGCUUGCAAGGACCCCUUCAUGGUGAUUGCCACGGAGCUGCUUCCAGGAAUGUCAUUGAAGAAAUAUUUGAGCAGCAUUCGUCCCAAACAAGUAGAUCUUCAUAAAGCAAUUAGCUUUGCACUUGAUAUUGCUCGUGCAAUGGACUGCUUACAUGCUAAUGGGAUUAUACACAGAGACCUGAAACCUGAUAAUUUGUUGCUUACGGCAAACCAGAAGAAUGUGAAGCUUAUUGAUUUCGGACUUGCAAGAGAAGAAACAGUUACUGAGAUGAUGACUGCCGAAACUGGAACUUACAGAUGGAUGGCUCCUGAGUUAUAUAGUACAGUUACUCUGCGUCGUGGUGAGAAGAAGCACUACACCAACAAGGUUGAUGUUUACAGCUUUGGCAUUGUAUUGUGGGAGUUGUUGACCAAUCGAAUGCCAUUUGAAGGCAUGUCAAACUUGCAGGCUGCUUAUGCUGCUGCUUUUAAGCAAAUGCGCCCACCGCUGCCUGAAGACACGCCACCGGAGCUCGUGUUCAUUGUGCAGUCAUGCUGGGUGGAGGAUCCCAGCACGCGGCCCAGCUUCAGCCAGAUCAUUCGCAUGCUAAACGCCUUCCUUUAUACCCUUCCACCAGCGCCUUCACCAGAACCCGACGCUGUGCCUGCCGUGAUGAACACCCGCGGCGCCAUCACAGCGACGUCCUCCCCACGGAGGGGAGGCAAGCUUUCUUUCCUUCGUCAACUCUUUGCUGCAAAGAAGGCAGGUAGUAGCAGUAGUAGCAGUGCGUAGGCGAUGGAAAUUUAUGAUUUUUCUUGGUUUUGACCGAAGGCGGUAUACUUCACAUGGAAUACAGGAAAAAAAAUCAUGCUUAUCCAAUAUUUAUAUAUAUAUAUAUAUUUAUAUAUAAAUCUAAUCUUCUAAUCUCA
This is a messenger RNA of Musa acuminata AAA Group (dessert banana), 2084 nucleotides long. RefSeq names its product serine/threonine-protein kinase STY13-like. The record is from RefSeq and is a predicted model, not a curated record. Gene Ontology annotation, cellular component: cytoplasm. The transcript is spliced from 6 exons. Gene Ontology annotation, biological process: signal transduction; protein phosphorylation. Gene Ontology annotation, molecular function: protein kinase activity; ATP binding. NCBI's taxonomy places the organism in Eukaryota, Viridiplantae, Streptophyta, Magnoliopsida, Zingiberales, Musaceae. Bases 799 to 1947 code for a protein of 382 amino acids.